AUGAAAAAUUUACCAAGUGAAUGUUUACAAAAUAUUUUUUUCUAUAUAGACGAAGAAGAUUUUGAACCAUUACUUUCUGCAUUGUUAGUAAAUCAUCAAUGGUGUAAUAAUAUAAUUCCAAUAUUAUGGAAAAGACCAUUCACUUUGACAAAUAAUACUUUAUCAGAAUCGUCAUUAGCAAAAAUUAUAAAUAUUUAUUUAAAGCUUUUACCUGAUGAAUCGAUUGAUUUAUUAAAUUUAAAAUCGAUUAUCAGUAGUCAAGAAAAUAGCAAGCCAAAGUUUAAUUAUGCUGAACAUCUUAGAGAAUUUGACUUUAAAAAAUUGUAUGAAGGUGUUGGUGAAUGGUGGGAAAAUUUUUACAAAGACCGGAUUGAUUUGGAUAUUGAACUUAUGAAAUUAUCUUUUAAUGAUAAUAAGGUAGAAAAAAAUAAUGAUGACGUUGAAUGGAAUAGGCCUGUACAAAUCAAAUUGUGUGAUAUAGGCAAAUAUAUCAGCAAAAAUAAUCACAAGCUACAGCAACAAGAAGUAGCAGAUGAAAGUUAUGGAGAUUUUGUUGAAGAAAAGAAACAUAUUCCAUUUGAAGAUACUGAAGAAGCUCACAAAAUGAAAAUUAUUCAAGAACUCAUUAAAAUAUUUAUUGCUGAAAGUAAAAGUUUAGAUAAGAUCAACAUUGACACACGAGAUUUUUAUAAAGGAAAAAUACUUAAUAAUUUAUUAAAUGUUUCAAAAAACAUUAAUAAAAUUUGUGUAGCUGAUUCAUAUAAAACAUCAAUUAAACAAUUGAUUUUAUUAAUUAAAUCUCAACAAAAAUUAGAAACAUUAUAUUUUAUAGGAGGAUUUGUUGAUAUUUCAAAUCUUUUAUGGUCAUUGGAAUCUCAAGCAGGAAAUCUUAAAGAGAUUCAGUUAAUAAAUUGUUUUGUUAAAGACAUUAAAUCAAUCAAAGGUAUAACUUCAUGUUCAGACAUGGAAGAAUUAAAAAAGCUCAUAAUCAAAUGUAGUUCACAAUUGGAAGAAAUUAAAUUAAAUUUAGAUUUAUAUUAUUAUGUCAACUUGAUCAAUAUUAUCGCAGAAAAUUGUCCGAAUUUAAAGUUAUUUUCUGCAAAUAUUAAAACAGAUGACACAGUUAAUGAUCUUUUUAAUAUAUUGAUGUCUUGUAGAUUUUUGGAAUCUAUAAUAAUUUUUGGAACUUAUAAAACAACUUUUUUGGAUGUUAGUGAUAUUUUACCUCAAAUGGGUUUAUUAUUGCCACCAACAAUCAAAUCUUUAGAUAUAACUAGAUGGACAUUUCCUAGUGAAAGUUUGGAUUUAUUUUUAAGAAACUGUGAUAUUAAUAUCAAGUUUCAAUAUUUAUCAUGGCAUUGUUAUCUUAAUGCAAAUAAUCAUAUUCUUGUUAUAGAAAAAUAUGCUAAAGAAAGAAAUCUUUCUAUCAAAGAGACUAAGGUUGAUUAUUAUGAAGCUGGAUAUGGGUGGAAUCGAAAUGGAAUAACAUCAAAUAAAGAAAAUAAAACCUAUCAAAACUUUGAACAAGAGAAGAAAUUGUUAGAGGAACUUGUACAACUUACAUUCACAACUGAUAGUAAAUCUAGACAAUUAUGCCUGCAAGUAUUAUUCAGCUUUACUUCUUCAUUAAGAUUAAAUUUUGCUUUCAAUUUAGUUUUACAACAUGAAGUAGAUUAUCAAUCAUUUUUUGAAGAAAAUAUUAUUCCACAACUUGAACAAAAAUCACAUCAAAAUCCUAAUCAAAAAUAUUUAUCAGGAGAUUCACCUGAUAUUUCUACCUGGUGUAAAGGAUAUGGGCUCAUUGAAUAUACA
This is a messenger RNA of Entrophospora sp. SA101, 1812 nucleotides long. The record is from the annotation of a GenBank genome assembly. Lineage: Eukaryota; Fungi; Glomeromycota; Glomeromycetes; Entrophosporales; Entrophosporaceae.